UUUGCAUGGUUGGAUCUUAACAAGGUUCCAAGUAGAGCUUCAACAUGCAACAAGAAGAAGUGGGAGAGAGACAAAAUAUUUUUUGAGUAUGCUAUUUGUUGAAAACAGCGUGUAAACUGAAACAGGCUGUUUUACAGCAAAUCAAACGUUUAGGACCACGUGCCUUUAAAAGGCCAAAUCUGUGCAAAAAUGUGGAUUCAUUGUCCUUUUCUGUCAGGUAGUCACACUGUCAUGACUUUCAGAUGGCAAAGGCAAAAAAACCCUUUGUUUUUGAACUUGGUUGGGUUGUUAAACUGCAUAAGCAGGGUCUUUCACAGCAUGCCAUCGCUGCUGAGGUGGAUGCAGUAAGACAGUCAUUUGGAGUUUCUUAAAUGGUCUCUUAAAUGGUUAUGGAACAAAAACGUAUAUACAUAUACGCACACACACGUGUCCAGAUGAACAGAGUCAACCUUUUGGGAUUUACUUACCUGGAUGACCAACACAAUCUCACUGCAUAUUAAAGAUCCAAGUAUCCAUUUAAGGCCCACAACUGCAGUCACACAACUGUAAGUGUCUGCAUUCAGAACGAAUGCCGUGUAUUCUGUUAGAGGGUAAAAGUACAGCCCUGAUAGUAACUGUCAGUCUGCCAGUGCUGUUGAGUUGUUCCAAACAUCCACACUCUGGACACAAACCUGAUUAGAGACAUUCAUGUGGUCACAGCUUUUCUCUCAGCACCCAGUCAUCUCCACAAUGUUAGUAAAGCUUCUUCUGACCUUCUCUAAAUUCUCUCUUUCAUUUGUCUUAUAGAGCUUGAACCAUGUGGAGCUUCUAUACAAUACAUAAUGAGACCCCCUACACAUUUCGCUACUGUAGCAAGGGGAGAGAGGGUGUGCGUACAGUGCGUGGCAACAGCACAGGAGAGUACCUGCAUGCAUUACCACCAUUUUGGGGCCUUUCCUUUAGAUACGGAGAUCAUUCAGGAAGUGACCUCACUGGUGCAGGUGGUGGCGCUUCGUACACCAUAAGAGAGAGUAAAGACCACAAAGAAUUUGAACUGGUCCACAACAUGUUAGGUAGUGUUGUUGACCGUUGUCCUAACUUUGGCAGAAUUGAUGAAGAGAAACAAGAAUGUGAGAAACACCAACAAGAGCAGCGACACAGGAAAGAAGAAGAAGAGAAAAGGCGUCAGGCAGAGCUUGAGCGACAGAGGAAGAUCCAAGAGCAGAUGGAAAAGAAUGAAGUAUUGAGAGAAAAGCAACGUCAGCAGCACUCUCAAGUUCUACACCAGCUCGUCGCUGAUGUUAAUGAGAAGUUUGAAAAACUUCUAUCAAAGUAUGACAUCAGAGAGGAUGAACAUUUACAGAUCCAGCUGGAAGACAGGAUGAAGACUCUCCAAAAUAAGCUGACAUUACAAUAUUUUAAUGAGCACCCCCACUUCGUCCCCACUUCGUUACUGUGGGCUUUGGAUCAGACUACUGGAUACGUGCUGCUGUCUUUGACUGAGAGGUUCAACGUCCUGGAGGCAGUGCUGAAGGUGACCUUAGAGGGUGACCCUGAUUUUGAAGAUCUCCUCCAAAAUGGACAAGACAAGAAGACAGAGUUCCUCCUCAGUUUGCAGGAACAGCUACAUGCUGACAAUCCAACACUGGCCCAACAGGUGUUAGCAAAUGUUCUGGAUCUGUCCUCAAAGCUACCCCGAUCAGGUAAGGAGAUUAUCAGUCAAAUAGUCUUCAACAACCUCUGGGCACCAAAAGACAUCAAGCUUUUCCUUGGAAAGACCUUAAGCAUGGAUCAGGAAACAGUCAGAAAAAUCCUCCACAAAGCGUGCACAUACAGGCUGAGCUGUGACGACGCUCUCUCUGCCCUGAAUGAAGACGAUCCUGCAGAGUACAUCCAACAUUGUGUGGACAAAGCUGAGCGAGACAAAGAUGCUUGCACACUUUUGGCUGAAAUGGAAAACAAAAACUUUCCAGAGUGUGUCCUGCGAGAAGUCCUGACAUAUAUUGAAGAAGAGCUACCCAAAUAUGGAAGUGUGCCCAUCAACAGGGAGAUGAUUGAAGACUGUAAAAAGAUAAUAACUGCUCUCGAUUUUAACAAUCCUAAGAUUGAUGCUCUGAAGAAAGUCCUGAUCAUCGUAUCCAGAGCUGUAAAGGAUUGCACCGCCUUUACCACUCAAAGCGGUGAACAUGUUCAGGGCUACUUCCCAAGACCCAGUCAGCUGGCAUCACUGCUGCUACUCCUGCUGCCACAGUCUGGGGAUAAGAAAGGUUGUCUGUUGGAAAUCAGCACUGGAGAGGGCAAAACUUGUAUUUUAGCCAUGUUUGCUACAAUACAGGCCACCCGAGGCAUAAAGGUGGACAUCGUGACAAGCUCUCCUUUGUUAGCAAGUCGUGAUCAGGAUAAGUGGAGAAAAUUAUAUGAUAUGUUUGGUAUUACAUCAUCCACGGUCCCUCCAACACAAAUCGAUAGCUGCUCUUUUAAAGAUCAUGACAAGCUGCUUGAGCAUGCAUACAGCCAGCAGGUCGUUUAUGGCACUGUUGGUACAUUUGCAGCAGAUACGCUGAGGCAAGAGUUUGAGAAGGAGACUACCCGAGGUCCGAGGAGGUUUGAGUGUGUGGUAGUAGAUGAGGUGGACUACAUGACGUUGGACAGCGGUGUCCAGGUCACGUUCCUGUCACACCAAGCUGGCAGCCUAAGGCACAUGGAGCAAGUCCUGGCAAGCAUCUGGGCCAUGAUGUCAUCCUGCAAGCCAAUAGAAAUGUUUGAAACGGGGGAGAUCAGGUGGGGAACCAGGAUCCAGCACUUCCACAAGGCUGUAAUGCAAGCAGUGGUUGGCCCAGAAUCAGAAGAUGUUUCAGCUGCUGACAUACUUAUUCUUGGUGUCCAGCUGGGGUUUUAUUCACAGGAGGAUGUGGAUGAAUUAAAUAAAGCAGAUGGUCAGACACAAACAGAGACUGACAGCUUUAAGGAUGCACGGUGGAAAGCUACUGAGAAAAUCAUGGCCAACAUUGGACCAGAAGAACAGUGUGAGCUACUGAGACAAGUUCAGACAAAAAUAGAAAACGGUGCAUCUGUAAAUUGUUACUCACUAAUGAACAACAAAGCCAAACUUUACAGCAAGGACAGCUCUCAUGGAGACCCUGAUGUCAGCCUGCUCCUCCUGGAGAAUGGCUGUACCUGUGAAAUCAUGUCUGAGGAAUCCCUCAUCCAAGGAGCUGUGGACAAAUUAAAAUCAACAAUUAAAUAUUCUGAUGAGUGUUCAGUGAAGUCAUUGGAUGAGUGUAAGGGAUUUAUUGUGAUCCCCUCUUUUUUGAAAACAUACAUUGAGAAUCAGUUACCAGUUUUUGCCGAGAACGCCUUAAAAGCCAUCAGAAUGACUCAGGGAAGAGAGUACAUGAUUGAGAAAGCACCGGAAGCUGACGCAGGUGGUUUCAGUGAUGCUGACAGUCAUCAGUAUGAUGCCAUAAUUCCUGUGGACUUUGAGGCCAGUGGGGUGUUGGAGAAAAACAAGCGAUGGGGUGACGGCCUACAACAGUUUCUGGAGAUGAAGCACCAGCUGGCCAUUUCACAGCUGUCCAAUGUAACAAAUUACAUGUCGAAUGUCCAUUUCUUUAAAAGGUACCUCAAUGGAAAAGGCAUUUUUGGUGUUUCUGGGACAUUAGGGGGGCAAGCUGAGAAAGUAUUUCUCUAG
Haplochromis burtoni (Burton's mouthbrooder) is the source of this 3670-nucleotide messenger RNA. RefSeq lists its product as uncharacterized. Gene Ontology annotation, biological process: protein import; protein targeting. Gene Ontology annotation, molecular function: ATP binding; ABC-type protein transporter activity. Lineage: Eukaryota; Metazoa; Chordata; Actinopteri; Cichliformes; Cichlidae. The record is from RefSeq and is a predicted model, not a curated record. Gene Ontology annotation, cellular component: membrane.